Messenger RNA from Acytostelium subglobosum LB1, 423 nucleotides. RefSeq lists its product as hypothetical. The record is from RefSeq and is a predicted model, not a curated record. The coding region runs from base 1 to 423 and encodes 140 amino acids. Lineage: Eukaryota; Evosea; Eumycetozoa; Acytosteliales; Acytosteliaceae. The transcript is spliced from 2 exons.
AUGGUAACAUUAGCAAAGGAUGAACAAUAUAAUGGCCAGUUCUUCCACAACAAGGAUGUCCUUAUCAUAGCCAUGAUAAGUUCAUUGAUCUGGAUGGUCUUGGGUGUAUACUCAAUUCUCUUGUCGAUCCAAUUGAAGAGACUACUUGAUAUCUAUAUUCCAUCAAUGGACUAUGAAUGUGUCUUGCAAGAUCCUCCAAUCUAUCAAAGAUGUACUCCAACUUCGUCAGCAUCAUCCUCAUCGUAUACACCAUCCUACAACACUUUCCAAACAUACACCUACCCAGUGGCGCAGAAGCAACAACAAUACCAACAGGCCAGCGAGAUUGGAGGCUCACCGCCACCUCCAUACCAAUUCUCCAAGUAUCAACUCAACUAUCCAUCAUCAUCCUCAUCAUCGCAAUCAUUGACAUCAUCAAAGUAA